This is a messenger RNA of Rattus norvegicus (Norway rat), 1734 nucleotides long. Lineage: Eukaryota; Metazoa; Chordata; Mammalia; Rodentia; Muridae. The record is from RefSeq and is a predicted model, not a curated record.
UUUAAAAGUUAAUGACAGAGACUCUGACAAAGGAGCAGGGAGCAGUCGCAGCUGCUUUCCGAGGAGCCAGUGUUGCUGAGAUUGCCAAAAUGCUUUGGAGUUUUUAACUGAAUCUAAGAAAGUCCAAAAUAGACUUGAGACUGUAAAGACAGAAGCUGCAGCAAGGGGGAUACAGUGCCAAUGCAUCAACAAAAAAGACAACCAGAGUUAGUGGAAGGGAAUCUUCCUGUCUUUGUGUUUCCCACGGAGCUAAUAUUUUAUGCAGAUGAUCAGUCAACACAUAAGCAAGUGUUGACUCUGUACAAUCCCUAUGAGUUUGCCUUAAAGUUCAAAGUUUUGUGUACGACUCCAAAUAAGUAUGUUGUCAUUGAUGCUGCUGGUGCAGUGAAGCCACAGUGCUGUGUGGAUAUUGUCAUUCGUCAUAGAGAUGUUCGAUCGUGUCACUAUGGUGUGAUAGACAAAUUCCGUCUCCAGGUUUCGGAACAAAGCCAGAGGAAAGCCUUAGGAAGGAAAGAGGUUAUUGCUACUCUUCUCCCAUCUGCGAAAGAACAACAAAAGGAAGAAGAGGAGAAGAGAAUAAAGGAGCACUUAACCGAGAGUGUAUUUUUUGAGCAGUCCUGUCAACCAGGACAAGGUUUGACUCUGUUACCAAGAGUAACUUGUUUGACAAGAAGACCCAAGUCACUCCUGAUUUCCUGCCCCUUCUGUUUCCCAAGUCUAAUUAAUGCUGUGGGCUGCCAUGCCCAGCUUGGAAUUUCAAGGCUAACUAUGAGUCUCGGUAUGAAACCCAGACUGCCUGCAACUCACUAUGUAGUGCCCAGCCUGGCCUUGAAUUUUAAGCCAUCUUCCUGCCUCUGCCUCCCAAUUGGUUGGAUUAUAGAAAACAGAGCAGUCUCUUCAGGACCUAGUUUGCUAACUGUCUUCCUGGGAGUGGUCUUAUCACAAUGGCUAUACUUAGAACAUGAACAAGGAUUAAAACUGACUUCUGAAGUAAAUUUAUCUUAAAAUAUGAAUGUGGACUGCCUUUUAUCUCUUCCACUCCAUUAACACACUACAAAUUAUGGAAUGAUUAUAAAUAACUGCAAAUGUAUAAUAUAUAUUUUCAAUUAGUCUAUAAUUUUAUUUGAAGGACUGUAGCACUUUAUGUUACAGACAACAAAGAUACUUCUGAGCGAUUGAUAUCUAGGAAAUUAUUUGAAGACAUUCUUUUAAACUCUAUACCUAUUAUGCAAAUAACUUUAGUUCAAUGUUAUUGUUCUUCUUUUGAUUUCGAAGUCACUUUGAUAAGGGUCAUGGGUCCUUCAAAGUUUAAGGCCUAUAUGAGCAACUGAGCUGAUUGAACAUAAAGUGACAUUGCCUAGACACAAGCACCGACAUUACUAUGUAAAUCAUAGACUUCCUCCUAGCAUUACAAGGAGUUGCUGCCAGGUUUCUUAAGCGAAUAUAUUAUAGUCAGUGUGUGAGGGGGUUGGAAACAUAAGGUACUUACUGAGGGAUCAUGCUUACCCUGGACUCGUGACAGAAGACAAGAUGUUUUAAAAUUAUCUCGUGAACUUCAGGACAGGCUGUCGUUCAGAGAACAGGCCCCUCACAGAAGUAGAUUGCUUUCCCUAUUUGGCCUGAGAGUUCUAAAGAAAGGUAGGCAUUUUUAAAAUUAAUUGGUUCAUCCUGGUUUUACUUCUGGUUAAUCCUUAAUGUAUUAAGGGGAAAAUCACUUUUUGGUUUUCUCCCAAG